AUGGAACUUGCGCCGAUUCAGUUGCCAAUCCCAGUACCUUCAGUCGGACCAAGGCCUCACCAGGCUGCUCAACCUCCGAACAGUUAUGAUGUCUGCAUCGCUGAUGGACACGAACACCAGGUUCGCGAACGCUGGUUUGUAGGUCGAGAAAAUAACGAACAGCUUGCUUCCGCAAUCAAGUAUAAGGCAGCCAUUGUAGCUCGAUCGGAUGCAGAUAUUGCUCCUCCGUGGUUUCAUCACGCCCUUCAAAAUGCACUACAGCCUCUACGAAAUGAGAUUGCAGAGAUCAAGACAAGAACCCAGCAUAUCGAGGCGCAAAACCAACGUAUCGAGGCACAAGCCCAACAAAUCAAGACUCAACUCGGAGCUACACAGCGUCUUGCAAGCAUCUUGUACAACAGGACUCUUGGGAUUGGUUCAGAUGCACCCUUUGAACAAGUCCCGUACCCCAAUGGGACUCUACCAUGGGGUUUGCGUCCAGGCCCACCAAACCGUGCGCUUCCACGAUUGACGUCGGCUGCCGUCGUACUUGGUCUAGAUGCAUAUUACUCUUUGAGAUAUUACGAAGGCUAUUACCCAGAGGUAGAAAAUCACGACGGACUAGAUCGUGUACAGCGCAACAGAGCAAUUUUGAGAGCGAUCGGAUGUAUAGACCACGAUUAUCUCGCUACUGAGGGCUAG
Molecule: messenger RNA, 681 nt
Organism: Heterobasidion irregulare TC 32-1
Lineage: Eukaryota; Fungi; Basidiomycota; Agaricomycetes; Russulales; Bondarzewiaceae
Exons: 5
Coding region: 1-681 (226 amino acids)
Source: RefSeq, a predicted model, not a curated record